Messenger RNA from Symsagittifera roscoffensis, 895 nucleotides. RefSeq lists its product as uncharacterized. The transcript is spliced from 3 exons. The record is from RefSeq and is a predicted model, not a curated record. NCBI's taxonomy places the organism in Eukaryota, Metazoa, Xenacoelomorpha, Acoela, Convolutidae. Bases 284 to 895 code for a protein of 203 amino acids.
UAGAACGCAUAUUUUUCUUUUCUGGCUGAAUACUUCAUUAAAAGCACUCUUCUCGCAAAAGGCGAACUCUGUUGCCGUAAAAUAACAAUCAUAUUCUUUGCUUACCAAGAUUUUGCACCCCAUAUCUCAGUUUGGGGAUUAAGAAGCAGGAGAGGUUUGAGAGACAGAAGGCGGAGGAGAGAAGGAAGUUGGAGUUGAGAUUGGCCGAGGCGGAGGAGAAUUUGAGACAGCAGCAGAGUGUGGCAGCUGCAAACGCACUGCAGAUCAGAGACAAAGACAGGAAAUGGCUAACCAAGCUCAGUGGAAGAAGACUGCGGAGACAAUGCUGAGAGGAUCAAAAGGGAAGAGCAUAGGGGAUACAGCAGUGGAGAUCAGAGAUGUCUUAUCGAAAAUAGUCCCUGAGAGCUUUUGGUUCAUCACUGUUUCUGCAAAUAGCAGUUUCUUUUUUACCAAUGAAUUUAGUGUCAAGUGUAAAGAUGGAGUUGGUGAGACAGCAGAGUGGACAAUGAACAAGACAGAGUACCCCUACAACAUGCACAUCUACACUCUCCGUAACACUGACUACAACAGUCGCAAAGAUGCAACUGAUGAGGAGAGGGCGAAGGCAGAGAGUGUGAGUAAGAGUGUGUUGUUUGAUAUGGAGAGUACAUGGAGAGAGGUUCUGGGAUUUGGGAGUAUGACGUCACAAAAGAUGAGGGAUGAGGUCAUCGCCCGUCUGGACAGAAAUAGACUCAAGUGGAUGUAUUGUAAAGAUGGAGUUGGUGAGACAGCGGAGUGGAUGAGCAAGACAGACUACCCCUACAGCAUGCACUUCUACACUCUCCGCACGUCAUACUACAACAGUCACAUAGACGCAACUGAUGAGGAGAGGGCGAAGGCAGAGAGUGUGAGUUAG